Messenger RNA from Blepharisma stoltei, 501 nucleotides. The record is from the annotation of a GenBank genome assembly. NCBI's taxonomy places the organism in Eukaryota, Ciliophora, Heterotrichea, Heterotrichida, Blepharismidae.
AUGAGCUCUCUCUAUAGAACUCAACCAUUCAGAACAACUCAUUACUCACCUGAUGGGCGAGGAAGAGACACUUAUAUCCAAACAAACAACGGAGGAGUUUUCAAAGGAGGAAGUCCUCUUCGGCUAUUUGAGCCUCAAAGAACUGUUAAGCGUCAAUUUUCUCCAACUAGUCCUAGACUAGAUGCAAAACCCCUAAAGUACACUCAUGACGGGACAGGAAGGGACACAUAUAUUGGCUGCAAUCAUGGAGGUUUAUUUUCAUCAUAUGACAAGCAUAGCUUUUAUACAGCUUUAAGAACUUAUUCACCACGCCCUUCCUAUGAGCGAAAAGAAGUGCUUGUAAAAACUCAAAACAGCUGAUUUAGAAGUAAAAAUAAAGAAGUUUCAUAUCAGGAAGAGUUAUCCAAACGGCUUAGUGAACCAAAAAAAUCUUUUGGGGAUUCAUCACCUAAAUCUGGAAGUGGAGACAUGAAAAAGACUAUGCGUACAACUAUUAGUUAG